AUGGAUCCCCACAAUGGAGCCAGAGGUGCAAGGACAAGCAGUACUGCUAGGAGCUCUCGUGCUUUUGUCACUGCCACUUCUAGAACACUGCAAGCCCAAAAGAAUAAAGAGACAGAAGAGGCAUGCAAGGGUGUAACAGAGGCAGCAGAAUCAGUUAAAGAAGGUGCAAAAUCAGUGAAAAAUGCUGCUGAAGCUGUAAGAGUGUCAAAUAUGACGAAGGAGGUGACAAAGAAAGUAUCUGAAACUGCAGAAACCAUCACAGACAAAGCUGCUUCAAUUAUCAAGGAAAAAAUAGUUGGCAAAUAG
This is a messenger RNA of Dovyalis caffra, 306 nucleotides long. The record is from the annotation of a GenBank genome assembly. Lineage: Eukaryota; Viridiplantae; Streptophyta; Magnoliopsida; Malpighiales; Salicaceae.